AUGUCUGGCAAAAUCUCCGCCGCAAACCCUACCGAGUACAUCAAGAAACCGGACCCUGAGGACGAUGUAAACAAUGGCGUUACUUCCCAGGAGGAGCCCGAGCCUGUAAGGUUCUCGCCUGAGGAAGAGGCAGAGCUUCUCGACGAGUCAAACACACACAAGACCGAAGCAAACACCCUCUUUACCUCGGGCAAGUACGACGCUGCCAUCUCCAAGUACGACGAGGCUGUCGCCGUCUGCCCCAACUACCUCGACUUCGAGCUCGCCGUCCUCAAGUCGAACGUCUCCGCGUGCUACCUCAAGCUGCAGGAGUGGAAGAACGCCAACACCGCCGCCACGGCCGCCCUUGAAAAGCUGGGCAAGCUCGAGUCCCAGCUUGCAGAGGAGGAGAAGGCCGCUGCCGAUGCCAAGGCGAAGGAGGAGGAAGAGAUCGAGGACGAGAUCAUCAGCCCCGGUGCCGAGAAGGCGGGCCCGCCAGUCCCAGCAGACGAGAAGGAGGACCCGGCCCAGGUGGCUCGUGACAAGAAGAGGGAGGACAUCAAGCGCAUACGGUACAAGGCCCUGAUCAGGCGCGCCCGCGCCCGGAGCGAGGAGGGCGGAUGGACAAACCUCUCCGGCGCGGAGGAGGACUACAAGCUCCUGGCCAAGAUGGACAACGUCAGCCCCGGCGACAGGAAGCUUGUGCAGCAGCAGCUGAAAGCGCUACCGGCACGCGUCAACGAGGCCAAGGAGAAGGAGACUGCUGAGAUGUGGGGCAAGCUGAAAGACCUCGGCAACGGAAUACUGAAGCCGUUCGGGCUGUCGACGGAGCAGUUCCAGAUGGUUCAGGACCCAAAGACUGGAGGAUACAGCAUGAACUUCAAGUCGGACUAG
Diaporthe citri is the source of this 873-nucleotide messenger RNA. RefSeq lists its product as uncharacterized. Bases 1 to 873 code for a protein of 290 amino acids. Gene Ontology annotation, molecular function: protein binding. The record is from RefSeq and is a predicted model, not a curated record. Lineage: Eukaryota; Fungi; Ascomycota; Sordariomycetes; Diaporthales; Diaporthaceae. The transcript has 3 exons.